This is a messenger RNA of Pocillopora verrucosa, 2674 nucleotides long. NCBI's taxonomy places the organism in Eukaryota, Metazoa, Cnidaria, Anthozoa, Scleractinia, Pocilloporidae. The record is from RefSeq and is a predicted model, not a curated record.
AGGACCUAAUUGCAUCUCGGCUUCAUUGAUAAAAAAUCUGAUAUUUUUUGUCUCAGCACUCUCGUCAUCUUACUAAAGAAUUUUAUCUGAGGAAGUUUUUGAUGUGACUUGUUUAGGCGCUGCGUAACAUGGCCGUAAGAUCGAUUCUUUGGAAUUCAGUCAACUGUGUAACGCUGUUUGUGGCUGUAUUUAUAGUUGAUUUCGUACAAGGCGAUUGUGGAGGAUUUGAUUUUGAAAAUGGGGUUGAGGCAUUAUCUACUUGGAAAAAAACCGGACACGCCUUUGAUAACCAACCAACAUACAGGGAUAACCCCGGGAUACGAGACCAGGGAAUAAAGACAAACGUGCAAGGUGAAUGGUGGAUAGCAACAUUUGCGAACAAAUCCAAUCCACUUCUGAUGGGUGAUUACCCCAUCGGCACUCUUACUUCACCAAGCUUUCGUAUCAAAGGUUCCAAUAUAAACUUUCUACUUGGUGGUGGAUGCGACGCAGGUAAAAUACGAGUGGAACUUCUGGUGAACGGGAAAGUUCAACGCACAGCUUUUCCUGACAACUGCCGUGAUCGCAUGCGAAGAAAGUUCUGGAAUGUAGCCCAAUUCAAUAACAAAAUUGGUCAGAUACGGCUGGUUGAUGCAUCAAGAGAGGCACAUAUAAAUUUUGAUGACUUGAAGGGAGAUUUCAGUUGCGCCGAUGUGGGGAAGACUUUUUCAGACCUACACGAUGAUAAUUACGGUGGUGAAGGUGAGUUUGUUCUUGUAGACGAGCCGUUGGACCCUGUACACUCAGUCAGUAGCGAUAAUAAGCCUCACGAUAAUGCGGUCAUUGGAACUGAUGACGAUUACAACACGAUGCAGUUGAAGCCAACGCAGAAACAUCAGGAUGAACCUAUAAAGAUCGGAAAAGGCAGGCCUCUUUUUAAAGGUUCGCUGGCAGCAGCAAGCAUUUUCGAUACUAAGACACCAUCUAAACCGCCGUCAAGACCUGUAUCUGCCUCUAAACUUUUGAUGGCUCCAAUUGCUAAGCCGGCCGAUAAACCAUCCUUCAGAGAUCCAAGCAACAAGUCCGCUUUGCCCAAAGACGACGAAUUAAGAAAUCUCACCUGCAAGAACUUCAUCGUUGAAAUAAAAACUGGGUUACCAUGGGACAAUGAUUUCCUUUUUCCAUCAAAUGCUAACUACCAGGCGACUAGAAGAGCAACAGAACUCAAGGUGCUAAGAGCAUUUGACGAAAAUAAAGACUUUAGAGGGGCUUUUUUUAACAAAUUUAGUUCUUCAGAGGAACCAAGUGGAGUAAAGGCUUAUUUUCUCCUACGAUUCAGAGCGAAUGGAAAAUUCAUUGGAAAACUGCUGGAUGGUCUUGGACCAGGAAAUGUUUCAGCAGCAGGCUGUUAUCCAGAUACUCCAAUCACCCAAUGUCCCAGUUCCUGUCCAUCGACUUGUGCACCCGCAUGUCUUCAUUCUUGUUGUCAACCGUCCGUUUCUGCCCCAGCCGCGCCUCAACCAGUUUAUCAGCCCGCUCCUGUACCCUUGCCUCCUCCACCUCCCCCGCCACCACAGCCUGUUGCAAUUAUGGCGCCCAGCCCUCAAGUUUAUCAACCUCCGCAGCGACAAUGGAAUAUACAAAUAACUGGCCAAGCCACCAUUCCCCCGCCACGAGCUCCGUAUCCGAUGUCACAGCCAUUGAGCUGGCCCGGUUCCCAAUGUUCUUCGAGGUGCUCUCCAAGCUGUGCACCAAUAUGCUCACCAAUCUGUUGCCAGUUUUAUAACUCUAAGCGAAAUGAAGAUAUUAAAAAAACCUUAAAGAAAGAGGCUCUCCAGGAGGAGAAACAUUAGUAAGUCUUUGUCUGGCAUGUUCAGACGUAACGUAGGUAGAUAAUAAUUAUUACAGUCACUCUUCUACUAGCUGACCAGUUUUCGGAGGUUAGCACCAUCUGUAGAGGACUUAAGGUAACGAGUCCCUUCCACAUAUCAAUUUUACUUUCUCUCGCCUAAACAAGCUAACGAUCUCUCUUAAGACGGCAUUUUUGUUACCAGAUUAAACUAUUUGUUAACGGACGUUCCGGAGUAAUUUUGUGGUACUAAAGAAAGAGUCGAACAAAACAAAAAAACUUGAUUGAAAAUAGAAACGUUUAAAUAGUUUUCCACAGAACAAUUAGUUUGUCGUCAACGUUGUGUUCAGAAUGCGCUGUUCGAUUCAUCAACCAAAAUUAACACUAACUAUUUGUUUCAUUACAAACUAAACUUAGCAUGGACACAAAAAAUUGAUUAGUGGGAACUGACUUAAGUGACUACUCAAGAAGACUAAUCUCUUAGAUAUGGUUUCUCCUGUAAAUCAUAUAAAAUACAACUAUUAUGAUGGUUGUGGAAAUAAGCUCUCCUCGACAGCUGAAUGAGGAUGAGUCAUAUCUAAAUUAAAAUGACCUUCGAGUGAUUCCCUUCGCAGUCACUAUGACUCGGGUGGUGAAUACUUGUUAAAUAGUGUUGUCUAUUGAUGUAGUUUUGACCAAAAUAAAUCUACUAAUCCAAAAGUUCACUAUCACUGUUCAACAGAGUCGACAUCACUCGUCAAUGAUCCUGUACAAACUGUACAGAUUUUAUCCAGCCUUAGAGCUCAAGAAUGGAAUUUAGCGAUUGUAGAAUUGUAUAGACUGAGUAGUGAAAUAAAGUCAGAUUUC